Molecule: messenger RNA, 1657 nt
Organism: Linderina pennispora
Lineage: Eukaryota; Fungi; Kickxellomycota; Kickxellomycetes; Kickxellales; Kickxellaceae
Product: Pkinase-domain-containing protein
Exons: 1
Coding region: 219-1544 (441 amino acids)
Biological process (GO): protein phosphorylation; intracellular signal transduction
Molecular function (GO): protein serine/threonine kinase activity; ATP binding
Source: RefSeq, a predicted model, not a curated record
ACACAUUUUCCAUUUUCAAUAAUCGUAUUUAUAAACUCUGUAUCAAUCUGCAGCACGCCUAUUUGAGACCAUUUAUAUAACGGCUGGCAACCCUCUCUCACCACUUGAGCCCAACUCCUCCCUCCUCCCUCCUCCCUUAUUGUACACAUACACCCUUGCGUCUACUCCCUCCACACCUGUAUUUCCCCUAUUCUACUGUUUUUUUGCCCACAUCAAACAUGCCUCACAGCCAAAUCCCCGAAAGCAAGGCACCGGCGGGGGCCAUGGUCGGACACUCGAUCGACAAUGGCAACUUGCAGUUCACCAAGCUGGUAGGCGUCGGCACUUACGGGGAGGUGUACCACACAGCUGACAGGAACACUGGCGAAGUCUAUGCAGUCAAGGUCCUGCCGCGCAAGUCCCCUCCUGCCCGGUCCAGCCCGAUGCCCACAGACAAGCCCUACGUCGAUGCGCGGUUAUUGUGUCGCGAGGUGGCACUGUACUCACGCAUCCCGCCGCACAGCAACAUCAUCCAGCUGAAGCGCAUGCUGCACACACACGACCAGCUGUUUAUGGUCAUGGAGCACUGCGCCGGCGGCGACCUGUAUGAGAAUAUCUCCAACAACCCGUACUUCCACUUGCCUGGAAACGAUGCACUGAUCCGCCGGCUCUUUCUGCAGCUGGUAUCGGCCAUUGAGCACUGCCACAACAACGGCAUCUACCACCGCGACAUCAAGCCCGAGAACGUCCUGGUGACGCGCGAUGGCCUCAACGUCAAGAUCAUUGACUUUGGCCUGUCUACCGAUCAGCCCUGGUGCCGCGAGAUCGGCUGCGGCUCGGCGUACUACAUGAGUCCAGAGUGCCAAGGUGGGAUCAACGGCAACGUGCAGCAGUACGCAGCCGCCCCGAACGACGUGUGGGCGCUUGGUGUCAUCCUGAUCAACCUGGCAACCGGCCGCAAUCCCUGGAACAAAGCCCACGUCUCGGACCCGCUCUUCCACAGGUACCUCACCGACAAGUACUUCCUGUGCAAUGCCAUCCAUGCCACGCCCGAGUUCCAGCACAUCAUCCACCGCACCCUUGAGGUCGAUCCAACCAAGCGCUGCUCGCUCCAGGAGCUUCGCCAGCUGGUCCAGAACUGCCACCGCUUCGUAAACAAGUCCUCUCUGGCCACACGGCAUGUCCCGCAUGCACCUGCAGCCAAUUCUGUUAAGCAGCAGCAGCAGGCUCGGCCCAGGGCCGUCCCCCAACCUGCUGCCUACCAACAGCAGCAGCCCAUGCAGAUGCAAGCCGCCAGGAUCUCGCCGGCAGUGGCGCAGCAGCCAUCUCCGGCAGCAACCAUGUGCCAUGGUGCAGAUUCGAUGUCAUUGAGCUCCGCCGAAUCCGGCUUCAGCGACUCUACUCCAGCCAACAGCCUGUUCGGGUACCACCCAUUCACAACAUCCGACCGACACAAGGGCAUGAAGGCAGGCGUUGUCGAGGCUACUCAUCCGUCCAGUGUCUUUGGCCAAAAGCAGUUCCUGAAUCCCGGCAGCUACGUCUACACGGCAGCAACGGGCAACUAAAAAAAUCCCACCGCGCACGUUUCAUUUCAUCAUACCCCCCUACACUCUCACAUCCCCUCGCACUCACAGAAUUAUUAUUUUAUUGCUUUUUGUUAAAUAGAAUCUCGUUUGUU